Messenger RNA from Exaiptasia diaphana, 2874 nucleotides. Its product is annotated as twinkle protein, mitochondrial-like. Gene Ontology annotation, biological process: mitochondrial DNA replication. Gene Ontology annotation, molecular function: ATP binding; 5'-3' DNA helicase activity; single-stranded DNA binding. The record is from RefSeq and is a predicted model, not a curated record. The transcript has 17 exons. Gene Ontology annotation, cellular component: mitochondrion. Lineage: Eukaryota; Metazoa; Cnidaria; Anthozoa; Actiniaria; Aiptasiidae.
AAGAACAGUAGCAAGCAGGUCUUUCAUGAUACCAGAAAUUGCUGCAUUUUUCUCAUCAAAAUCAACAGAAUGGUUGAACGAUUCACCAGAUAGCUUGCCGUAAAGGAMGAUGGCUGCAUGGCUUAUUUAUGGAAGGUAUUCUCGCUUCUGUGUUGGAAGAUGGAAUUCGCACGUGCUUUCAAACACUCGGUACUUUCAUAACAAAACAGUGAUUACUCCUUCUAUUUCAAGACAUUUAAUGCAUAAAGGAGCAUCAACUGCAAUUUUUACCAGCUGCAAUACAAAARCAGUGACUUUGACGAGGUUAUUUUAYAGAGAAGUUGUUAAACGAAGUUUUAAUUCGAGCUCAAACACUCAAAGAAAGGUCUUGUCAAGCCAAACAGCGCUGAACUUGCCCUCUGUCAGACAAAUCGAACAAUAUUUAGCUUCAAAGGAUAUUCCUUAUGAACACGGCCAUACGUCAAUUGUUGUUGGAUGUUUAGGCUGUGAAGAGGAAGGAAAAACAGCUAAAAAAUCGAUGUACAUCAACAAGACAACAGGGAGCUAUUUGUGCAAGAACUGUGGAAGGUCGGGAUCAUGGAGACAGUUCAAGUCCAUAAAUUCARAGAAGGAUGGCGAUAAACAAGCRAGUUCCUUACAGRAACAAGAGCUCAACCAGSCCAGGACAACUAUUAACAGUGAUUCUGACAAGAAAGCUAAUGAUAUUUGGAAAUCUAGCCAGCCACUACAGAGUGCAUCAAUUGAUGUUAGGAAAAGAAUUCUAGAUAUUUUUAACAUAGAGAAAAUAUCGGAUGAUUCACUCUCAAAAUACCAAGUGCRUAUAGUUGAAUACCAGUUUUCUGAGCCAAGUGGACAUUCGUCACAUUAUCCAUGCAUAGUUUUUCCAUGGUUUGACUCUAGUAGAACUGCUGUCCAUGGUGUGAAAUUARUCAGAGUGGAGGAAGUUACCACUGAGACUGUUACACUUCAACCAAGAUUAGGAACUCUUGGUUUAUUUGGUUGGAACUCAGUCCCUGCUGAAGCAAAAGAGGUUGUUCUAACCCUGAAUGAGUUUGAUGCCAUUGCUGUCAGUCAAGAGACGUCAUAUCCUGCUAUAUCUUUACCRCUAGGAACACAUUCAUUGCCGCCAGAGGUACUGCCUCAAAUGGAGCAGUUUGAGCGUAUCAUUCUGUGGUUUGGAAAUGAUGUGAGAGCUCGGCAGGCAGSCAAUCAGUUUUCUAAGAAACUCAAUAUUCAACGAUGUCAUAUUGUAAGGCCUUCUGGAGACAAUCCUCCUAAUGGACCACUAGAUGCUCUCAAUAAGGGCAUCGAUCUAAAGGAACUUAUUGCAUCGUCGAAACCUAUYAGUCAUGAAAAAAUCGCCACUUUUCAAGAGUUAAGAAAUGAUGUCUAUAGUGAGCUAGUGAAUGCUGAUCAAGUAUCUGGUGUUAAGUGGUCACGAUUUCCCAAGCUGAACACUUUACUCAAAGGUCAUCGGCGAGGAGAGCUUACGAUAUUCACUGGGCCUACAGGUGCUGGCAAGACUACCUUACUUAGUGAGAUGUCCGUCGAUUUGUGCCAGCAAGGGGUCAAUACGCUGUGGGGCAGUUUUGAGAUCCGAAAUGUUCGUCUGGCUAAAAUUAUGAUGAACCAGUUCUCUGGGUAAGUGUGUUAAAAGCGCGUUUCAACGAAGAAGAACGCUCAACAGUUCAAUUACUGGGCAGAUAAGUUUGAGAUGCUGCCAAUGUACUUCAUGUGUUUCUAUGGGUCGCAGAACAUCAGCACAGUUAUCGAGACAAUGGCCCAUGCAGUUUACGUGUUCGAUAUAGAUCACGUGAUUAUUGACAACUUGCAGUUUAUGACAUCAGGCAUUAGAUCUGAGGAUAGAUUCUCUAUUCAAAACCACGCCAUAUCGUGUUUGAGAGACUUCGCCAGCUCGAAGAAUGUCCACGUGACUUUAGUCAUUCAUCCAAGAAAGGAAAAUGAUGACGURGAACUACAGACUGCUUCCAUAUUUGGUACGGCUAAGGCCAGUCAGGAAGCAGACAACGUGUUGAUUCUGCAGGACAAAAAAGGACGAGGAGARAAAUACUUGCAGGUCACAAAGAACCGUUUUGAUGGAAGUGUGGGCCGAGUCCCACUCGAGUUCGUCAAGGRUUCACUAUCAAUGUGUGGCUUUGGUAAAAAGGAUAACAAGCUACAAAAGACCUUCAAAGGAUCAAAGGUCGUGUCAGAUGUAGAUAUGAUUAACAUCCCAAGCACAUUACCAUUACARAAGGCACGAGUAAGGACAUACUCCCCCGGAAAUGCWGUAUCGGGUARUGGAAUCACAGAGGAUGACAAAAUGAAAAUAUCAAACUUUUAUAACAAUAAGAUGGAAGGUGUCAAAAAGUUUCAAGAAAAUGUAUCUGAAUCCAUUAGGUCUCAGAGUCUAAGACAAAAGCCUCCCUUGGCCUGGUCGGGUAAGGUAAAUAGCGAUCCCCAAAAGCUAGACGCCAAAAGGUUGUAUUCGAAAACUGUAGCAUCAUUAGUUGCUAAGCACGUGAAUCGGAACAGUGUCCAAACGAAGAAAAUGGCUUCUUCUCAAGGAAAACAGAAACCAGCGAUAAAAUCAAAGAAAUGACAAAACUACAAACGGCAUGAAGAAGGUCUGAUGUCAAAAGAUGAUAACAACCCAAAACUAAUGAUUUGUCACAUUGCACAAGACUUAUGAUUAAAGAGAAAACAAUUGCAUCGUGAUUUUGAAGUUUUGAAGUUAGAGUGAAGUCCGACAUGGAGCACGUUUGCUUCUGCAGCAACAAAUUGUAAUAUGAAACUUAUAUCAAUGUAUGGAUCAUUUGCAGCAUAAUGUAUUAAUAUAUUUUCUCAAGCAUUUUUAUGGACUAUUUCUAACAA